Molecule: messenger RNA, 495 nt
Organism: Mustela lutreola (European mink)
Lineage: Eukaryota; Metazoa; Chordata; Mammalia; Carnivora; Mustelidae
Gene: AHSP
Product: alpha hemoglobin stabilizing protein
Exons: 3
Coding region: 113-391 (92 amino acids)
Biological process (GO): erythrocyte differentiation; protein stabilization; protein folding
Cellular component (GO): cytoplasm
Molecular function (GO): hemoglobin binding
Source: RefSeq, a predicted model, not a curated record
CGUUUCCCUCUUAGGCAGAUACUUGACUCCUUGCCUACACUUAGUUCAGUACACUUACAUACUCCAGAAAGUGUGGGUGAGACCUACGUAGCACUGGUGGACCUGCAGGCAGAUGGCUCUUCUUCAGGCCAAUAAGGAUCUCAUUUCUACAGGAAUGAAGGAAUUUAAUGUUCUGCUGAAUCAGCAGGUCUUCCCUAAUCCUCCUCUGCCUGAAGAAGCCAUGGUGACGAUGGUGGAUGACUGGGUGAACUUCUACAUCAACUAUUACAGGAAGCAGAUGGUCGGGGAGCAGCAGGAGCAGGAGAGGGCUCUACAGGAACUUGAGCAAGAGCUAAGAACUCUGUCUGCCCCUUUCCUGACCAAGUAUAGGGCAUUCUUGAAGUCCCUUUGAGCACCUAAAUCACUCACUGCCUUUCUCCUAGCCCAAAUACCCUGCUCCUUCAUGGUGUUACUCUACCCUGACACCUCAAUAAAGACCAAACUGGUUUGCUGGUC